Messenger RNA from Penicillium angulare, 1521 nucleotides. RefSeq lists its product as uncharacterized. Gene Ontology annotation, cellular component: membrane. The transcript is spliced from 3 exons. Gene Ontology annotation, biological process: transmembrane transport; carbohydrate transport. The record is from RefSeq and is a predicted model, not a curated record. Gene Ontology annotation, molecular function: carbohydrate:proton symporter activity. Bases 1 to 1521 code for a protein of 506 amino acids. NCBI's taxonomy places the organism in Eukaryota, Fungi, Ascomycota, Eurotiomycetes, Eurotiales, Aspergillaceae.
AUGGAGUCAAAUUCUGAGCCGGAUACGCCAGUCGAGGCUAUGAAGAUACUUCCGAACAAGACUAAUGACAACUGGCUCAAAGAUCGAGGGUUACUGAAGUUGAAUCUGGGCAUUAUGUUUAUGUUCGCUUCGUCGGCUGGAACAGGAUAUAACGGGAGUUUGAUCAAUGGCUUGCUUGUACUGCCUCAAUUUCGUAUGAUUACCGGUGGUCUCCAGCCCAGCAUACUCGGUCUUCUCAUCGCCGCAACGUCGCUAGGAGCAUUUAUGUCAUUUUUCCCGGCAUCGUAUUUCGCAGAUAUAUUUGGACGAAAGAAAUGUGUUGCUAUUGGAUCUACACUGGUAAUCAUUGGCUCGGUUAUUCAAGUCGCGGUGAAAAGUCACUGGGCAUUCUUUGGCUGUCGAGUGUUGGCUGGUUUUGGAACUGGUACUGCUCAAGCCGCGGCUCCAUUGUUAGCGACUGAGAUCGCUCAUCCACGACAGCGACAAACUGCAACAGCACUAUAUAAUGCGACUUGGUGCGUGGGAUCUAUUGCCUCAGCUGGGGUAACCUUGGCUACAUUGUCUGUGCAUAAUGUGUGGUCAUGGAAAAUCCCGUGCAUUCUACAAGCCUGCUUUCCUCUGAUGCAGCUUAUUGGGCUUUUGAUCGUUCCAGAAAGCCCUCGAUGGCUCGUUUCGAAAAACAGAACAGACGAGGCUUAUGCAGUUUUGGAAAAGUACCAUGCUAAUGGUAACUCCGAUGACGUGUUGGUCCAACAUGAGUUCCAGCAGAUUUGCAUUACUAUCAAUGCGCAGAAUCAACAGCCUGGACAUUGGAGCACCUUCUUUUCGUCCAGAGGAAACUUUCAUCGCUUUUCGAUCUGUGUCAUUUGUGGAUUUAUGCAAGAGUGGGCUGGUAAUGGUAUUAUCAACUACUUUCUCCCUCCUAUUCUCAAAUCCGUUGGAAUUACCCACCCAACUUCCCAAGGUGCCGUUAAUGUCGGUCUUCAAGUUUGGAAUCUUAUUCUGUCUUCUGCAGGCGCAGUCGCAUCUGAGCGUUACGGUCGACGAAUUCUUUGGCUGUUGUCGACAGCUACUAUGCUUUUCUUCUUGUCAAUCACAACCAUCGCAGCUGGUAUCUUCCAAGAGAAGCAUGUAACUGCUGCGGGACUAGCUGUGGUACCAAUGCUAUUUCUCUUCUUUGCAGGAUUCGAUCUCGCAUAUUCACCGCUAUUUAUUGCGUAUCCUGCAGAGAUUCUUCCUUUCCAGUUGCGAGCAAAGGGUUUGGCGGUUACGUUGACUACAGAUGCUAUCGCGUGCUUUUUCAAUCAGUACGUCAACCCGGUAGCAUUCUCGUUUAUGCGUUGGAAAUAUUAUUUUGUUUACGUGGGCUGUUUGAUAUUGUUUUUUAUACUGGCUUAUUUCCUUUUCCCGGAGACAAAGGGAAGGUCUCUUGAAGAAGUGUCGAAGAUUUUUGAUUACAAGAAACGCCGGACUGGAGAUGAUAUCAAAGAACAUGAUGAUGAGGGGAAGGAAAUUAAUUGA